Molecule: messenger RNA, 1029 nt
Organism: Priceomyces carsonii
Lineage: Eukaryota; Fungi; Ascomycota; Pichiomycetes; Serinales; Debaryomycetaceae
Exons: 1
Coding region: 1-1029 (342 amino acids)
Source: RefSeq, a predicted model, not a curated record
AUGAUGACACAUGAGGUAGCAAUACCUAUUCAUGGACAGUCAAGCUUAGAUUCGAAAACAAUGUCGGCUCUGAAAAGCAAUGCUGGCGAGUCUUUAAAAGUUUCAAAUGAUGAUAGAAGGCUACCGAAUGGUCAAAAGGUAGACUUUGGCGGGAAAAGUUCCAGAAAAACAAAGAAAACGCAUCUGAGUAAAAAAUCUCAGAAGGAUAAGGAUUUCGAAAAGAAAACAAUCAAGAACAAUAAAGCUAGUUCUGACUGUGAAUCUUCCGAUGAAAAGAAGGCUUCCAAGAAGUCUAACAAGAGAGCUUCAGGACAGCAUCUGAGUAAUGAAAAAAUUGAUGGGUCAUCUGGGCUGAAAGAGGCGGGCAGGAAUAAGAAAAAAUUACAACAGCCUUCUCUUCCUAACGGCGAUAAACCGAACUUUCAUGGAGAAGCUCCUAAAGCAAAUGUUGAUGGAAAUAAUUCUUUGGAACAAUCCUUGCCUAACGGAGAAAAGCCAAAUUUUAAUAGGGAUGCUAAUCGUAAUAAGAAGCUGUCGAAAACAAAUGGAAAGUCUUCUGCUUUAGAAGACACUUAUGCGGGAUCAUCAUUUCAUUCUUCGCCGGCUGCUUUGAACUUACCGAAACCUACAUUUAAGGCUUCACCAAAGCAGCUGACUUUGCAACCUGAAAUUGGCCCUUCAAAUGGUCAGCUUCGUGGCCCUCCUCAGCAUUCUGCUGUAUCACCAUUCGUAGUGCCUGCCACAGUUCCUCAUUCAGCUCCUCUUAUAGAUGGUACAAAUGGUUAUCCACUUUAUCAACCAUUUCCAAAUCAUUCCCCUGGUUAUAAUUACUCCUAUCCAACAAAUGGAGGAUAUAUCGGGCAGCCUAUUGGAAUUCAUCCAAUGAUGAGUAAUCCAUAUCAGCAAGCAUGCCCAAUGCCGCAAUCCCUUUUACAUCCUACGCAACAUCCUAUUACUUAUGGCUCGGAGGUAAAUGGAGGUGCGCAGAAAAUAAGUUUUAAUGACUUAUUAAAAUUAUCGAAAGAUUAA